AUGGCACCAGCACGCCCCAGUGUCAAGUCUGCCAGAAAGGCCCCCAAAAAAGCAGCAACAAAGAAGGCCUCAAAGGUUUCUACUGCUAAGGGCAGCACCUCAAGCAAGAAGGCGUCUCGCCCUGCUUCUGCUCCAGCAGCAGCAGUGGCAGCAGCGCCGAAAGUGAAGAAGACCAUCAAGAAAAAGGCGAAGCCGGCGGCAGCAGCCAAGUCCAAAAAGGCUGUGAAAAAGCAAGCAGCGAAAAAGGCGCCAGUGAAGCAUUCUAAGAGCAGCAAGAAGGCAUGA
Messenger RNA from Cyclospora cayetanensis, 285 nucleotides. RefSeq names its product histone H1.C8/H1.M1-like. The coding region runs from base 1 to 285 and encodes 94 amino acids. The transcript has a single exon. The record is from RefSeq and is a predicted model, not a curated record. Lineage: Eukaryota; Apicomplexa; Conoidasida; Eucoccidiorida; Eimeriidae.